UCACUGCUGAUGUGAAAAGGAAUUUAGUGGUUUAUAUUUACUAAAAUAAUUGCAUUUCCAUGUUGUGUGUACUGUGGGAGACCAGAUAUAGUGAAUGCAGGGUCUGGGGAGACCAGAUAUAGUGAAUGCAGGGUCUGGGGAGACCAGAUAUAGUGAAUGCAGGGUCCGGGGAGACCAGAUUUAGUGAAUGCAGGGUCCAGGGAGACCAGAUAUAGUGAAUGCAGGGUCCGGGGAGAGGGGAUAUAGUGACUGCAGGGUCCGGGGAGACCAGAUAUAGUAAAUGCGGGGAGACCAGAUAUAGUGAAUGCAGGGAGUCCAGAUAUAGGAAUGCAGGGUCCAGACCAGAUAUAGUGAAUGCAGGGUCCGGGGAGACAGAUAUAGUGAUGCAGGGUAUAGUGAAUGCAGGAUAUAGUGAAUGCAGGGUCCGAGGAGACCAGAUAUAGUGAAUGCAUGAUAUAGUGAAUUACAGAUAUAGUGAAUGCAGGGUCUGGGUUUA
This is a messenger RNA of Staurois parvus, 496 nucleotides long. NCBI's taxonomy places the organism in Eukaryota, Metazoa, Chordata, Amphibia, Anura, Ranidae. The record is from the annotation of a GenBank genome assembly.